AUGGCGCUUCCCAUCAAGUUCACAGAAGUGGUCAAUUUGACCAAUGUCGGCAUUGCGCCGGCAUCCAUUGGCUUCACUUCAUGUACUCUAGAAUCCGAUCAUUACGUUUGCGUUAGGCAAAAGCUCGACGAAGACGACAAACCUCAAGUCAUUAUCAUCAACUUGAAGAACAACAAUGAGGUUAUGCGCCGGCCAAUCAACGCCGACAGUGCCAUCAUGCACUGGAACAAGAAUAUCAUCGCUCUUAAGGCCCAAGGCCGCACAAUUCAGAUUUUCGAUCUUGGGGCUAAGUCGAAACUGAAGUCCGCCGUGAUGAAUGAGGAUAUCGUUUACUGGAAGUGGUUCAGCGAGACAUCUUUGGGUCUGGUUACCGAUACAUCCGUAUACCACUGGGAUGUCUAUGACGCGACCCAGCAGAACCCCGUGAAAAUGUUCGAGCGACUUCCCAACCUAUCGGGAUGCCAAAUUAUCAACUACCGUGUCAACUCCGAGGAGAAAUGGAUGGUUGUUGUUGGUAUUAGCCAACAACAGGGUCGUGUCGUGGGUUCAAUGCAGCUGUACUCGAAGGAACGUGGUAUCUCGCAGUUCAUUGAAGGUCACGCCGCUGCCUUCGCCUCCAUUAACGUUGAGGGGUCCCCAUUGCCACAUCACCUCUUCUCGUUCGCCGUUAGAACCCCAACUGGCGCAAAGCUGCAGAUUGCCGAGAUUGACCACCAAGAGCCCAACCCGCGAUUCCAGAAGAAGGCUGUGGAGGUUUUCUUCCCCCAAGAAGCUGUCAACGACUUCCCUGUGGCGAUGCAGGUUUCUACGAAAUACGAUAUUGUCUACUUGGUUACAAAGUACGGCUUCAUCCACCUGUAUGAUCUGGAGACGGGUACUUGCAUCUUCAUGAACCGCAUUUCAAGUGAAACCAUCUUCACCACUGCCCCUGAUGAUCAGGGUGCUGGUAUUGUUGGUGUCAACCGCAAGGGUCAAGUUUUGUCCGUUAGCGUCGACGAGGACACAAUCAUCAACUACCUGACAGCAAACCCAGCUAUGGCUAGUCUUGCCGUCAAGCUUGCUUCGAGAGCUGGUCUCCCCGGAGUCGAUCAUCUUUUCCAGACACAGUUCGACAACUUCAUCUCGCAGGGUGACUAUGGCGAGGCUGCUAAGGUUGCUGCCAACUCUCCCCGUGGAUUCCUCCGUACCGCUGAAACUAUCAACCGUUUCAAGAGCGCUCCCCAGACUGGUCAAAUGUCAGUCAUUCUUCAGUACUUUGGUAUGCUUCUGGACAAGGGUUCCCUGAACCGCUACGAGAGUGUGGAACUUGUUCGACCCGUUUUACAGCAAAACCGCAAGCACUUGCUGGAGAAGUGGAUGCGUGAGAACAAGCUGGAAGGCUCGGAGGAGCUCGGAGACAUCAUUCGCCCAUACGAUAUGUCUCUUGCUUUGAACGUGUAUCUCCAGGCCAACAUCCCCCACAAGGUUGUUGCUGGAUUUGCUGAGACUGGCCAGUUCGAGAAGAUUCUUACUUACUCCAAGCAAGCCAAUUAUCAGCCUGACUACACUCAGCUUCUUCAGCACAUUGUGCGGGUCAACCCCGAGAAGGGUGCUGAGUUUGCUAGCCAGCUUGCCAAUGAGGAGAGUGGUGCUCUCGUGGACCUUGAACGUGUGGUCGAUGUAUUCGUUUCCCAGAACAUGAUUCAGCAAGCCACUUCCUUCCUCCUUGAUGCCUUGAAGGACAAUAAGCCUGAGCAGGGUCAUCUGCAGACUCGUCUCCUUGAGAUGAACCUUGUCAAUGCCCCUCAAGUUGCGGACGCCAUUCUUGGCAAUGAGAUCUUCACCCACUAUGACCGUCCCCGUGUUUCCCAACUUUGCGAGGGCGCUGGUCUGAUUCAGCGUGCUCUUGAGAACUCCGACGACCCCUCCGUGAUCAAGCGAAACAUUGUUCGUACUGACAUGCUGAGCCCUGAGUGGCUGAUGGAAUACUUCGGUCGUCUUUCCGUUGAGCAGACUCUCGACUGCUUGGACACUAUGCUGGAUGCCAACAUUCGCCAGAACUUGCAGGCAGUCGUUCAAAUUGCUACCAAGUUCUCCGAUCUUCUCGGUGCCAACCGCCUCGUUGAUCUUUUCGAGAAGUACCGCACUGCCGAGGGUCUUUAUUACUAUCUCGGAAGCAUUGUCAACCUUAGCGAGGACCCCGAAGUGCACUUCAAGUACAUUGAAGCCGCUACCACCAUGAACCAGGUCACCGAGGUUGAGCGUAUUUGCCGUGAGAGCAACUACUACAACGCCGAAAAGGUGAAGAACUUCCUCAAGGAAGCUCAUUUGACCGAGCAACUCCCCCUUAUUAUCGUCUGUGACCGAUUCAACUUCAUCCACGACUUGGUUCUGUACCUCUAUCAAAAUCAACAGUUCAAAUCGAUCGAGGUUUACGUCCAGCGCGUCAACCCAUCCCGCGCGCCCGCCGUCGUCGGUGGUCUCCUUGAUGUCGAUUGCGAUGAGAGCAUUAUCAAGAACCUCCUCUCUACCGUGGACCCCGCUGCCAUCCCUAUCGACGAGCUUGUCUCCGAAGUUGAGAGCCGCAACCGUCUCAAGCUGCUCCUGCCCUUCCUUGAAGCUACUCUUGCCGCUGGCAACCAGCAACAGGCAGUUUACAACGCCCUUGCAAAGAUCUACAUCGAUAGCAACAACAACCCCGAGAAGUUCCUCAAGGAGAACGAUCUCUACGACACUUUGACUGUCGGAAAGUACUGCGAGAAGCGUGACCCUAACCUUGCAUACACUGCGUACCACAAGGGCCAGAACGACCUCGAGUUGAUUAGCAUCACCAACGAGAACUCCAUGUUCCGCGCUCAGGCUCGCUAUCUGGUUGAGCGUGCGGAUCCCGAGGUUUGGACCUUUGUCCUGAGCGAGAACAACAUCCACCGUCGCUCCCUUGUUGACCAGGUUGUUGCAACUGCCGUUCCCGAAUCCACUGAGCCUGACAAGGUUUCCGUGGCCGUCAAGUGCUUCCUUGAGGCUGAUCUUCCUGGCGAGCUUAUUGAGCUUCUUGAGAAGAUCAUCCUGGAGCCUUCGCCUUUCAGUGACAACUCCAGCUUGCAGAAUCUGCUGAUGCUGACUGCUGCAAAGGCCGACAAGGGACGCCUGAUGGAUUACAUCCACCAGCUGAACGAGUUCUCUGCCGAUGAAAUUGCUGAGAUGUGUAUUAGCGUUGGUCUGUACGAGGAGGCCUUUGAGAUCUACAAGAAGGUCAACAACUACCUCGCCGCCGCCAAUGUCCUUGUUGAGAACAUUGUUAGCAUUGAUCGUGCCCAGGAGUUCGCCGAGCGUAUUGAGCUUCCCGAGGUUUGGAGCAAAGUUGCCAAGGCCCAGCUUGAUGGUCUUCGUGUGUCCGACUCAAUUGAGUCCUACAUCCGCGCGGGUGACCCAUCUAACUACAACGAAGUUAUUGAGACUGCCACCCACGCUGGCAAGGAUGAAGACCUUGUUAAGUUCCUUCGUAUGGCCCGCAAGACUCUCCGUGAGCCUGCUAUUGACACUAGUCUUGCCUUCUGCUUUGCCCGUCUUGAUCAGCUUGCUGAGCUUGAGGACUUCCUUCGCUCCACCAAUGUUGCAAAUGUCGAAGCAUCUGGUGACAAGGCUUAUGAGGAGGGAUACCACCAGGCUGCCAAGAUCUUCUUCACAAACAUUUCCAACUGGGCCAAGCUUGCCACUACCCUGGUCCACCUUGAGGAGUACCAGUCUGCCGUUGAGUGCGCUCGUAAGGCUAACAGCGUCAAGGUCUGGAAGCAGGUCAACGAGGCCUGCGUUGACAAGAAGGAAUUCCGUCUUGCCCAGAUUUGUGGUCUUAACUUGAUCGUUCACGCUGAGGAGUUGCAAGCCCUUGUUCGUCAGUACGAGCGCAAUGGUUACUUUGAUGAGCUCAUCUCUGUCCUCGAGGCUGGUCUGGGCUUGGAGCGUGCUCACAUGGGCAUGUUCACCGAGCUCGGUAUCGCUCUGUCUAAGUACCACCCAGACCGUGUUAUGGAGCACCUGAAGCUCUUCUGGUCUCGCAUCAACAUUCCUAAGAUGAUCCGCGCCUCCGAGGAGGCCAACUUGUGGCCUGAGCUGGUCUUCCUUUACUGCCACUAUGAUGAGUGGGACAAUGCUGCUUUGGCUAUGAUGGAGCGUGCCGCCGAUUCCUGGGAGCACCACUCGUUCAAGGACAUUGUGGUCAAGGUCGCCAACCUGGAGAUUUACUACCGUGCCCUGAACUUCUACCUGCAGGAGCAACCGCUGCUUCUGACUGACCUGCUCCAAGUCUUGACCCCUCGUAUUGACGUCAACCGUGUCGUUCGUAUCUUCCAGAGCUCCGAUAACAUUCCCUUGAUCAAGCCCUUCCUCUUGAACGUCCAGGCCCAGAACAAGCGGGCUGUCAACGAUGCCAUUAAUGAGCUUCUGAUCGAGGAGGAGGACUACAAGACUCUCCGUGACUCAGUGGAUAACAAUGAUAACUUCGAUGCUGUGGAUCUUGCUCAACGCCUCGAGAAGCAUGACCUCAUCUUCUUCCGUCAAAUUGCCGCCAACAUCUACCGCAACAACAAGCGAUGGGAGAAGUCCAUUGCCCUGUCAAAGCAGGACAAGCUUUACAAGGAUGCUAUUGAGACUGCAGCAAUCUCAGCCAAGUCCGAUGUUGUUGAGGAUCUUCUUCGUUACUUCGUGGACAUUGGCAGCCGUGAGUGCUACGUCGGUAUGCUCUAUGCUUGUUACGAUCUCAUUCGCCCCGAUGUCAUCAUGGAGAUCUCAUGGCGCAAGGGUCUGCACGAAUUCACCAUGCCCUACAUGAUCAACUUCCUCUGCGAACAAACCCGCACCAUCGAUAUGCUCAAGAAGGAUAAUGAGGAGCGCAAGUCCCGAGAGAAAACACAAAGGACUGACGAGGACAACACCCCCAUCCUCGGUGGAUCUCGAUUGAUGCUGACUCAGGGCCCUGCCCCGACAGGCAGCCCCAUGCCAUACGGACAGCAGGCGAACGGUAUUACUCCGCAAGCUACCGGCUACCGUGGAUUCUAG
Penicillium angulare is the source of this 5034-nucleotide messenger RNA. RefSeq lists its product as uncharacterized. Lineage: Eukaryota; Fungi; Ascomycota; Eurotiomycetes; Eurotiales; Aspergillaceae. Gene Ontology annotation, biological process: Golgi to endosome transport; intracellular protein transport; receptor-mediated endocytosis. Gene Ontology annotation, cellular component: clathrin coat of coated pit; actin cortical patch; clathrin complex. Gene Ontology annotation, molecular function: structural molecule activity; clathrin light chain binding. Bases 1 to 5034 code for a protein of 1677 amino acids. The transcript has 6 exons. The record is from RefSeq and is a predicted model, not a curated record.